Morus notabilis is the source of this 1746-nucleotide messenger RNA. RefSeq names its product F-box only protein 6. The record is from RefSeq and is a predicted model, not a curated record. Gene Ontology annotation, molecular function: protein binding. NCBI's taxonomy places the organism in Eukaryota, Viridiplantae, Streptophyta, Magnoliopsida, Rosales, Moraceae. The coding region runs from base 33 to 1418 and encodes 461 amino acids. The transcript is spliced from 2 exons.
GUUCUUCUGGUGCCGGUGCUGGUGUGGGGGACAUGGAAGGGCUGCCCAUGCUGAGGCAGCUCAUCUCUCAGCUUCACGACUUCUUCCAACUUUACGAUUACUCUUCUCUGCAUCUUCAUCACCAUCAUCUUCUUCACCACCACCAACUCAACAACAACAACAACAACAACAGAUGCUUCCUCAAUGCUGAUGACAGCUCUGUAGAUGAUUAUUAUAGUUUCGUAAUGGCUGCUGAAAGAUCAGGAGGCUUCAAGUUAGUGGAAUCUAACAAGCCUCCACCUUCUAAGAAAUCUCGCAAGGAGAAGAUUCGGGGUAAAUCAUCGGGAAUGACCGGCACCACUGAGGUGAUGGAACAAGAAAUUUGGAAAGAUUUCCCUGAAGACCUUUUUGAAGCAGUUAUUGCAAGACUUCCAAUUGCCACUUUUUUUCGUUUUCGAUCUGUUUGUCGGAAAUGGAAUUCUGUACUUAGCUCUGAAAGUUUCUCUCAGCAAUGUGCCCAGGUUGAACGAGCCAAUCCCUGGUUUUACACCAUCACUCAUGAAAACGUGACUUCCGGGGCCAUCUACGACCCUUCCCUAAAGAAAUGGCACCAUCCUACCAUUUCGACUCUGCCAACAAAGAUGAUCCUUUUGCCAGUGGCUUCAGCAGGGGGCCUAGUAUGUUUUCAUGAUAUCGGGCAUAGGAACUUCUAUGUGUGCAAUCCCCUGACUCAAUCUUUCAAAGAGUUGCCGGCAAGGUCAGUUAAAGUCUGGUCUCGUAUUGCUGUUGGGAUGACGCUAAACAGAAAUUCAAGCAGUAGCAGCGGUUACAAGAUCCUUUGGGUGGGAUGUAACGGCGAAUAUGAAGUUUACGACUCAAUCAACAACUCUUGGAGCCGUCCAGGAAAUAUGCCCUCGAGUAUUAAGCUGCCGCUAUGUCUGAACUUUCGGUCACAAGCAGUUGUCGUUGACGGCACCCUUUACUUCAUGCGAUCAGACCCUGAAGGAGUUGUGUCGUAUGAUAUGGUCAUGGGGGCUUGGAAGCAGUACAUAAUUCCAGCCCCGCAGCAUUUGACCGACCACACACUAGCGGAGUUUGGAGGCCGGAUCUUGCUUGUCGGGCUGCUGACGAAGAAUGCUGCCACGUGCGUGUGCAUAUGGGAGCUACAGAAGAUGACGCUCUUAUGGAAGGAGGUUGACAGAAUGCCAAACAUAUGGUGCUUGGAAUUUUACGGAAAGCACGUUAAGAUGAAUUGCUUGGGUAACAAAGGCUUGCUCAUGCUGUCCUUGAGAUCGAGACAGAUGAAUCGGUUGGUUACGUACAAUGUGUCGAGCAGGGAAUGGCUGAAGGUUCCUGGGUGUGUCGUGCCACGCGGGAGGAAACGACAAUGGAUUGCGUGCGGCACUGCAUUUCACCCGUGCUUGACUGCUGUGGCUUGAUUGAUUAAGCUGUUCUGUGUUUUUUGCUGCUGAAUUUUGGGGAUGGUAUGCUCACUACCAUUCCACAAAGGUUGGCUGAAAGCUUUCGCACUAGCUUAUUUCAGCCUCUGAUUUUCUUAUUGCUUUAUUGAAGUAAACAAUACCAAGGGAUAUCCCUCGUUUAUGUAGAAACUUGAUAAAGUCACGUUGCUUGAAAGACUCUAUUACAUUUCCUACUUUUUAAGGUCAGCUGUAUGCAAAUGAAUCUUCAUAUUGUUAGAUAUGCUCUUCAACAUCUGUUUUCCGAACUUGCUUAAACAAUUCAGUAGUUACGUAUGACUUUUUGUUA